This is a messenger RNA of Cladocopium goreaui, 1307 nucleotides long. The record is from the annotation of a GenBank genome assembly. Lineage: Eukaryota; Dinophyceae; Suessiales; Symbiodiniaceae.
GUCACGCUGGAAAUCGAAGGACGCAUCAUUCCCAACGUGAAGAUGCACACAAGAGGCCAUUCUUCGGCCAUGUUUCCGAAGCACCAAUUCGGGCUUCGAUUACCCAAGGCCAUCCCUGUGCUGGGCAUGACGCCAGCAAGGACCUGGGUUCUGGCUACGUCUUUUGUUGACGCCUCGUUUCAGCGGAACCCUGUGGCUUUCGAUAUUUAUCGCCAUCUCGGCGGAUGGGCCACCGAAACUGAAUAUGUCAACGUUGAUUGGCAUGGUCAAGACUAUGGCUUGUACUAUGUCGGGCAACGAAUCAAGUGCGGCCAGGGCCGACUAGAUGUUUGCCACCGAGACAAAGAUCCGGCAGCUUCUGGCUUUUUGCUGACCAUCGACUGGGCAAAACCUGGAGAUGUUGCAAUACAAAGCAAUGUGACCUCGACCUUCUUCAAUGUGCUUUACCCCAAGGGAGCGUUGACCUCGCAGGAACACAGCUUUCUGGUUCGCCUCAUCAAUGAGGUUGAUCUUCAAGUAGCCGGUUUGUCAAAGCAUGACUAUUUCAGCAAGAUCGUUGACUUUCCCAGCUUUAUUCGUUACUUCAUCUUGGAAGAGCUUGCGAAGGAUGUGGACGGUUAUGCCUUUUCAAACUAUGUAAAGAUCAAAAACGGGGUGCUGUUCCAUGCUGCGCCAUGGGACUUUGACCUGGCCUUUAACUUCGCUUGCAUGCCGAGAUAUUUCACCAAUGCGCUCACUGGGGAGGCUGAAACUGGUGUGCGUGGGUGGAAUGUGGAAAACUCUCGAAGCGAUGCUCUUUGGAUCGGUCCAAUGGGAUUUCCUGGCGGUAGUGUGCAAGAGUUCGGCAUGAACAAGCGUCAGCUCUUCCUGAACAUUUGGAAAUACCCUGGCUUCAAGGUUGCCUUUGCUACUGCUUGGCGUGAGGCGCGCCAGCGCGCACUGGGAGAUGAAGCGCUAGUUUCAAUGGUAGCCCAUCGGAGCCGUGUGAUUGCUACUUCAGCAGAAAGAGAUUUGCACAUUUGGCGCCACGCUAUGCUACCAACACAAGAUACCAACCGCUGUGCCUUCUGGAAUUGUUGUGCUCCACAAGACGCACAAAGCUUUGAGGAAGCUCAAGAACACUUGACUUCGUAUCUUCUGGCACGAGCAAGGUGGAUUGAUGCCAAUGUGGACCUCUUGAACUAGCAGGGCUAGGCUCACCGGCAGCAGAACGCAGAACCAACAAGGUCUUUGAUCGUGAGUCGCCAGAGGCUGAGCCAACAAAAUCUCGCGGCACGCGAAAGAGGACUGGCUCUGCUCGAUGAAAA